Molecule: messenger RNA, 5000 nt
Organism: Nannospalax galili (Upper Galilee mountains blind mole rat)
Lineage: Eukaryota; Metazoa; Chordata; Mammalia; Rodentia; Spalacidae
Product: zinc finger protein 709
Exons: 4
Coding region: 298-2295 (665 amino acids)
Biological process (GO): regulation of transcription by RNA polymerase II
Cellular component (GO): nucleus
Molecular function (GO): RNA polymerase II cis-regulatory region sequence-specific DNA binding; DNA-binding transcription activator activity, RNA polymerase II-specific
Source: RefSeq, a predicted model, not a curated record
UCUGUCUUUGACCUCUAACCUGCGUGGAAGGAGAUGCUUCACCUGCCACUCAGACUCCAGAAGGCAGGCCCAUGGACUGUUGGCCAAUCAGAGAGGACGUUUGGUGCUGUGUCAACUGUCCAAUGAGGAGUUUGGGUCUUUGGUGACGGAGGCUGUACAGCAUUUGGGGUGCCAUUGUGUGUCCCCGCCAUAUUGGCAUCCGGUGUGUUAUUCUGAGAUUCCCAGAUCUCUCCCUCGGCCUCUGCGUCCCUCCACGGACUGCAGGAGCCACAGGAGCCCAGGACUCCGUCGCUGGAAAUGGUGCGUGCGGCCGGGCGUCCUCUCCUGGGUGUCGCGCCGAGGCUGCUGCAAGCGGAGGAGUCAGUGACCUUUGAGGAUGUGGCUGUGAACUUCACCCUAGAGGAAUGGGCUAUGCUGAACCCGUCCCAAAAGGACCUCUACAAAGAUGUGAUGCAGGAAACCUUGAGGAACCUGUCCUCUAUAGGAAACAAAUGGGGAAACCAGAGCAUUGAAAAUGAGUAUGAAAAUCUGUGGCGAAAACUAAGCAGCCAACUGGUAGAGAAACUCCGUGAAUGUAAAAAAGGUCAUCGGUGUGAAGAAAUCUUCAGCUGGACUCCACAGCAUGCUGUGAACCAGAAAUCUUGUCCAGGAAUUCCCACAUAUGAAAGCUAUGUGUAUGGAGAAGUAGUUUUUGACCAUUUAUCUCUAAAUGUCUCCCUUCAUUCUCACUCAGGACACAAACCAUAUGAAGAUCAAGAAUAUGGAAAGGAGUAUAAAGAUAAGGAAUUUGGGAACACCUCAAGUUCUUACACAACCUUCCAGAAGCAUAAAAGGACUCACACUGAUGAGAAACCUGAAGCUAAUCACUGUGUUGAAGACUUUAAGUGUCUCAAAUCUGGUCAAAAUGAUGAAAAACACCAUGAGUGUAAGCAAUGUGGGAAAGUUUUCAUUUCUUCCAGUUCUUUUCGAAGACAUGAAGAAUAUCACAGCCGAGAGAAAUCUUAUAUUUGUAAGCAAUGUGGGAAAGCCUUCCCUUUUCCCAGUUCCCUACAAAUACAUGAAAGAACUCACACUGGUGAGAAACCCUAUAUGUGUAAACAGUGUGGGAAAACCUUUGCUCGGUCCAGUUCCCUUCUAACGCAUGAAAGAAUUCACACUGGAGAGAAGCCAUACGUGUGUAAGCAAUGUGGGAAAGCUUUCACUGAUCGUAGUUCACUUCGAUUCCAUGAAAUGAUGCACAGUGGAGAGAAACCCUAUAAAUGUACGAAAUGUGGGAAGGCUUUCGCUUCUUCUGGUGCCUUUCGAAAACAUGAACGGACACAUACUGGAGAGCAACUUUAUGUGUGUUUGCAGUGUGAGAAAGUUUUCAGUUCUGAAAGUGCUUUUCGAACACAUAAAAUAAUUCAUUCUGGAGAAUGUGUAUGUAAGCAAUGUGGCAAAGCCUUUACAAGUCACAGUUCUGUCAAAUACCAUGAACUGAUGCAUAGUGGAGAGAAACCCUAUGUAUGUAAGCAAUGUGGGAAAACCUUUAGGUCUCCUAAACAAGUUCAGAUCCAUAAGCGAACUCACACUGGAGAAAAACCUUAUGUAUGUAAGGAAUGUGGGAAAGCCUUUACUUUUCUUGGUUCCCUUCAAUACCAUGAAUUGAUUCAUACUGGAGAGAAACCUUAUCUAUGUAAGCAAUGUGGAAAAGCAUUCAGGUCUUCUCGUCAGGUUCAAAUACAUGAACGAACUCAUAGUGGAGAGAAACCGUAUGUAUGUAAGCAAUGUGGGAAAGCCUUCUUUUCUUUGUAUCAUUUAAGAAGACAUGAAGUAAUUCAUAGUGGCCUGAACCCCUAUGUUUGUAAGCAAUGUGGGAAAGCGUUCAGUUGGUUCAGUACCUUUCACAGUCAUAAACAGACUCACACUGGAGAAAAACCCUAUGUAUGCAAGCAAUGUGGAAAAGCCUUCUGUAGUCGUAUAUCAUGGAGAAGACAUGAAAAAGCUCAUACUACAGUGAAGCCUUAUGCGUGUGUGCAAUGUGGAAAAGCCUUCCGCUCUCCUAGUUACCUCAAAAUACAUGAAAGAAUUCAUACUGGAGAAAAACCCUUUAUAUGUUCACAGUGUGGGAAGCCCUUCCGUUCUUUUCGUUAUGUCAAGUCACAUGAAAGAAGUCACACUGGAGAGAAACCUUUUGUAUGUACACAAUGUGGGAAAGCUUUCAGCUAUUACAGUUCUUUUCACAGGCAUAGAAGAAGUCACCAAACAGAAACCUUAAAUUCAGAAUUUGAAAAGGCUUCAUCAUUACCUUCAUAGCAUUCACAAGAAUGUAUAUGGAGAGAACUUCUAUUGAAGUUAAGAAACAAUAUAUUUGGGCCAAACUUAGUGGCACAUGCCCUUAAGCCCCACACUUGAGAGGCAGAGGAUGGGGGUCUCUGUGAAUUUGAGGCCAGCCUCGUCUAUAUAGUGACUUCUGGGCCAGCCAGGGCUACAUGGUGAGACUGUCUGAGAAAAAUAAGAGAAAAAAGAUGUUUGAAUAGGAAGCAAGUUUGACUAGAAGAAAUGUCCAGAUACCUUCCUUUCACAAACAUGUACAAAUGCAUAUGUUCAUUCCCAUAAAUGUUAGUAAUAUAAAGGACUCAGUAUAAUUUUUUUCUUUUGAGAAUGCUCCAGAAAAUACACAAUCUGACAGAAAAUUUGUAAAUAUAUGGAACUUUUUGAAAAUUUUCAGGAAUUUUUUUUUGUUUUCAACAGUCUUCUAUAUCUCAAGCUGGUCUUGAAGCAGUAAUCCUCCUGUUUCAACUUCUAGAAGGUUUGAAUGAAGGAUAUCUGCUUCCACAUCCAGCAUCAGUAACUCAUUCUUAAAAGUACAUCUCCUGGCCCAGCACUUGGGAGGCAGAGGCAGGCGGAUCUCUGAGUUUAAGGCCAGCCUUGUCUACAUAGCAAGUUCCAGGCCAGCUGGGGCUAUAGGAAAACCCUGUCUCAAAAAGACACAAAAACAAAAAGUACAUCUCUGGACUCCAUAUUUCAAAUUUUUACUCUAGAAAAUUACCUUUUAGCUCAAUAUGUGAGGUCGAAGAAUUACUUAAACCCAGGAGAUGGAGACCAGUAACUCCUAUAUCUGGAAAAAAAUUAAAAAGAAAAAGAAAGUGCAUUAUUGUGGCAUAAGUAAGGUUUGCUAAAGCAGUGCUGUAUACAAGUUUAAUGGGUGAUGUCUUUUUGUACCAAGUCAGAUAGCUGUUUUGUCUUUGAUUUUAAAUUCUGUAUACUCAUUGGUGAGUUGAUAGUUACUUAUAAUAUGCCAAUAGGCAUAAAAAGUGUCUUAUUUUAAAAGCAUUAUGAUUAAAGGGUCAUUGAAAAAUUACUUUUUGUGAAUAUUGAGAUUUUCCCUCUUGGUUCAUAUAGCAGGUUCUUACCAUUUUGGUAGACUCUGAUUCUCUUUGAUGUACAAGAAGUAUUUUUGUAUUGAUUUUGCAUUGUGCAUUUUUGGUGUAUGUUUAUUUUUCUCUCUGAUGUUUUCUUCUAACAUUUGCCUCCAUGUUCUUUUAGAAUUUAAACUAUUUUCAAGCCACUUGUAGAUUAACAAAUGUUAACUGUUUUGUCUACUCAGAGGGUAGGCAUAAGUGUCACUUUAUAAUCAUAGGUAGAUCACAUUUACAAGUUUUCCUAGCUUUUUUCAUGUCAUAAGCCAUUAUUAUUGUAUACAUCUAAUUAUGAUUUUUUUCUUAUGUAAAUUUUGCUUUUCACGCUUGCAUUGUUAUAUAUUUUAUUUUGAUUGUAAUUUCUCCUGCAGUCAUUAUACUAGAAGAUAUGCUGGUAUUAGUGGCCUCUUGCCAAAGACCAUGAGUACCAUAGGUGCAAUAAAUUGUACCGGGUCUGCCCAUACACAGUAAACAAGCGUGUGUCUCAUAAGUAAGAGCAUUCCAUGGACAUUUGAGCAGGAUUGGUCUUUAAUUUGCCAAGAUUUAUGGGGAUUGAACUAGAUGUAUCUGUGUUGGGUGUACUGAGAUAUGAAUAUAAUUCUGUAUUUGGUGAUCAUAGAAGUUACCUAGAAGACUGAAAAUAAUGCCGUGAAAAUUUUAAUUCAUGAGAAUCACUAGCCACAGAGUGGGUACUUCACUCAUUGUAAUGGUUCAGAAUGUUUUAUGCUUUGUCAGUUUUACAGACAACCUUAUAUGGUGCCCUUUUCUUUUGUCAUAGUCAUUAAGGUACAGUGCACAAUGGUAGAGGACAUAUGCCUUCAACAGUAGAAGGUUUGACCUUGGUCUGUGAGGUGAACAGCAGCACUCUGGAUCACUUUUUGCCUUCCAGAGUUACUAUGACAUCACUGAAGUAUUUCCUCCAAUAUAUUGGUUGCUGUUCCCCACAAAUACAGAUGUUCCUAAUUUCCCAUUUAGUUGUGUUCUAAUAAACACAUGGUAAAGAGGAGAUACAGUGAGAAAUGCACUUCAACCUAGUGAACAUUAAAACCUUAGAGUAGUUUACUGUCAGCAUGUUCAGGCCUCAUAUUAGCAUCAGUGGGGAAAGCCAUCUCUGCAUAUUAUUUCUUCCUUUAAAUCUGUCUCCACUUGUGUAUUAUUUAUGCAUAGAAAUGAGUUCAGGUAUGUGUAUUGAUGUACUUGAAUUAUAUCUCUUGUCCCUUUCCCUCUGCCCAUUGGUCCUCCUCCUCUGAAGUAGACUGCCUUAUAGUUUCAUGUUUCUCUCUUUUGUUAAAAUCUAUGAAAAAAAGUUUUUGGCUUUCUGAGACUGCUUUCCUUGACAAAAUGUGGUGAUCACCAGCUCCAUGCGUUUUCAUAUGCCAUGGUGUGUUUUGGAGGUCAGAAGACACGUUUCAAGAGUCAGUUCUUGCCUUUAUUGAGACGGGGGCUCUUUAUUUCUGCCAUGUUGCGCAGUCCAGGCAGCUCUGGGUUUAUUAUCUGAGUUCCAAGGAUCCAACUCAGGUCAACAGGUUUGCUCAGCAAAUGCUUUUACCUGUUAAGCCAUGUCCCAAGCCCUUUAAGUAAUAAAUUUUAUGGCGCCAA